Messenger RNA from Ictalurus punctatus (channel catfish), 5031 nucleotides. RefSeq names its product sortilin 1b (gene sort1b). The transcript has 20 exons. NCBI's taxonomy places the organism in Eukaryota, Metazoa, Chordata, Actinopteri, Siluriformes, Ictaluridae. Gene Ontology annotation, molecular function: protein binding. Gene Ontology annotation, cellular component: membrane; Golgi apparatus. Gene Ontology annotation, biological process: endocytosis; vesicle organization; Golgi to endosome transport. Bases 333 to 2786 code for a protein of 817 amino acids. The record is from RefSeq and is a predicted model, not a curated record.
UCGCUGUACCUUUUUGUUACCUAGUGGGGGGUCCGAGUGCAGUAGGUUUUUUUCUUACGAUUAUAUUUUUGACAUCAUAAUUCUUUUACAGAUUUGGAAUAGUUUUAGUUGUAGUUUAGAAAGCGACUUUUGUUUGCUCAAAAAAAACCAACAAAACCCUCCAACUCAUUUUAUGCUAGAAGCGCGCUGAGACUGCGAUGAGGAGAGAUAGCUCCGUGUCACAGCCACUGUGUUUUUAUUGAUGUCGGCGGCGACACUGGGUUACAGUCGCGUUUUGGCAAUUUAGUAAAUAACCAAGACUCGUGCAGGGAAAAAAGCACUAGAUAUCAAAAAUGGCACGGCAGUGGCACUUUAUUUUAGCAUUAUUUUUAUUUCCCGCGGUGUAUAGUUUGGAUUUCGGCGGAACUAGGGUGUCGCGUACCGCGCACUCUCUUCACAUGAACGCAGCGGGUAAGAUCAGGUCCGCGGUGGAGUCUUCACAUCAGCAUACCAUAAAAAAGAGAAGCGCAGAUGACGGAGGAGACACCUGUAAGGGUCUACAGGGAUACAACGACAAAUUAUCCAACAACACUCACAUUAGCACAUUUAAUGAUCUCAGUGGAUCAGUGGCUUUGGCCUGGAUAGGAGAUGGAACAGGGGUUGUGCUGGCCUUGACUACAUUUCAGAUGCCCAUUUUCUUGCUACGAUUUGGCCAGUCCAGACUUUACCGGAGCGAGGACUAUGGAAAGACAUUCGAGGACGUCACAUACCUUAUUAACAACACGUUUAUCAGCACUGAGUUUGGGAUAGCCAUUGGCCCUGAGAAUUCUGGGAAGGUGAUCCUUACAGGAGAUGUGUCUGGAAGCAGUGGAUCCAGGAUCUUCCUGUCCAGUGACUUUGGGAAAAGCUUUAGUUCGUUGGACCUGCCUUUCAACCCUCGCAUGCAGAUUAUGUAUAACCCCGAAAAUUCCAAUAUCCUUGUGGCCAUCAGUCUCAAGAAUGAGCUCUGGAUUUCAGGGAAUUUUGCUGCGACAUGGAAGAAAAUCUACGAGGCUGUGUGUGUGGUGAAAUGGGGAGAAGACAAUACACUCUUCUUUUCCACCAACCUGAAUGGAUCCUGCUAUGACAGGGGGCAGCUCGUCCUGAUGAAAUCAGUAGACCAUGGAGAGACAUUUAAGACAAUAGCUGAAAAGAUCUACUCCUUUGGGAUUGGUGGCCGUUUCCUCUUCGCCUCAGUCAUGACUGGAACAGGAAUGAUGCGGAUGAUCCAUGUGUCCACAGACCAGGGUGAGGAGUGGAACAUAGCUCAGCUUCCUCCUGUAGGUCAUGAGCAGUUCUACUCUAUACUGGCAGCCAAUGACGAAAUGGUCUUUAUGCAUGUAGAUGAACCCGGGGACAGUGGCUUUGGUACCAUCUAUGUGUCAGACGACAGGGGCAUGGUGUACUCCAAAUCUCUAGAGCGCCACCUCUACACGGCUACAGGAGGCGACAACGACUUCACAAAUGUCACAUCACUCCGAGGAGUGUACAUGGCCAGUGUACUAGCUGAAGACGACUCUGUGCAGACCGUGGUGACGUUCGAUCAGGGAGGCGAGUGGGUGCCCUUGAAGAAACCAGAGAACAGCCAGUGUGAUUCCACAGCUAAAGAUACAAAUAAGUGUAGUCUUCAUAUUCAUGCUUCUUACAGCAUCUCCAUGAAGCUGAAUGUUCCAAUGCUGCCUCUGACUGAGCCUAAUGCGGUGGGACUGAUAAUUGCUCAUGGCAGCGUCGGCGAUGCCAUCUCAGUGCUGACUCCCGAUGUAUACGUGUCUGACGAUGGUGGCUACACAUGGCUGCGCGCUCUCAAGGGCCCCCAUCACUAUGCGAUCCUGGACUCAGGAGGUUUGCUGGUGGCCGUGGAGCACAAUCCCAAUGUGCCAAUUUCUGAGAUCAAAUUUUCCACAGAUGAGGGCCAGUGCUGGCAUGUGUACAACUUCACCGAGGAGAAAAUAUACUUCACUGGGCUCGCCUCGGAGCCGGGGGCUCACUCCAUGAAUGUUAGCAUUUGGGGCUACAGAGAUUCCCUGCUAAGCCAGUACUGGGUCUCCAUCACCAUCGACUUCAAAGAGCUGCUCACUCGUGACUGUGAUGAUAACGACUAUGUGCAGUGGCUGGCACAUUCAGAUGACAUCAGCGAUCCUACUGAUGGCUGCAUGCUGGGUUAUAAGGAGCGUUUUCUGAGGCUCAAGAAGGACUCUGUGUGUUGGAACGGACGUGAUUAUGUCAUCACCAAGCAGCCCACGCCUUGUACCUGCACACUAGAUGACUUCCUUUGUGACUUUGGAUAUUACCGUAAAGAGAACAGCUCAGAGUGUUUGGAGCAGCUUGAGCUCAAAGGCCAUGAUCUAGAGUUCUGCAUCCAUGGCAAGAAGGAACACCUACAGACCAACGGGUAUCGGAAGAUUCCAGGAGAUAAGUGUGAGGGUGGCCAAAACAUUGAACGAAAAGUGACUGAUAUGAGGAAAAAAUGUGUCAGCGAUCUACUGGAUCCACAACUGCAGACUCAGGAAGCAGAGAAACCCAAGCACUCUGCCGUUAUUAUCGUGGCGGUCAUCGCCGUCCUGCUGAUCGGUUGUGUAGCUGGGGCUCUUUUUGUGAAGAAGUACGUCUGUGGUGGAAGAUUCCUGGUGCACAGGUACUCAGUCCUGCAGCACAACGCCGAGGCUAAUGGCAUAGAUGGAUUAGACGAGCCUUUGGAUACGAACGUGGUAACCCCACACCCAAAGGUCAGCUUCCACGAGGACUCGGAUGAGGACCUUCUGGAAUAACAACAGUGAGUCAGCACCAGCAGAAACUGGGAGCUCUCUGUCUCCUUUAAUGCCUCAGGCAUCUUUGCUGCUGUUUCUAUUCCUGCUCUAAAGCACAACCCAGCCUCGAGUGUCUUCAAGCCUCGAAUAACUUCGCUCUAGUUCCUGCUUCUUUAGUAGGAGUGAAUUGCAGUUUUGUUACAAAAGCAUCUCAUGAAUUUAGCUGUGCAGCCAGUGGUUAAAUGACUUGAGCUAAGAUAAUCUCUUGCCUAGGGAGCAGGCUCCAUAAGAGGACACUAUCUCAGAAUUAACAGCGGGGUAUUUGUCGUGGCACUUAACUCUUAUACAGAAUGCUUCAUCUUCUUUAGUAAUAUAUGCAGUUCAGAAUCAGUGUGGCCAAGUGUAGUGUAUGAAGUUAGUCCAGGGAUAACAGUGAAUCAUAUCGCCUCAAGAUUGGACAGAAGCAUGAAAUAUGACUGUGAUAUUAGAUAUAUUUUUGAUAUUAGAUGUUUUUCCCCACCUCUGUUAUUUGAAUAUAUGAUCCUAUCAAAUAUAGAAGGUUUAUCAAGUUGAAUCACGUUGAUCAGAAAGCAAUACGAUGCAUAGAUACAGCGCAUCUGCAUGUAUCAGCAUACUCAUAGGCCAUACUUUUCUCCAUUUCUCAAAAAUGGGGAAAGGACUAAUUUAGUUUACUUCGAAUAAUGCUACUGUGUAGACGGUCAUUAUAAUACUCCUUGUGGCUGUAUAGAUUAUAGACCCGUCAUUUAGAAGGUUAACUUAUUUUACCCAGUGGAAGGGAAGAAUUUAAACAUGGACUUGUGUAAAGAAACGUGGUGGUUGUAUGUGUAAGUAUACUGUAUAUGUCCUGAGAUAGUUUUAUAGAAGACAAUAAUUUUGUGACGUUUUUGUGAUGCUCAGCAGUUUUUGCACUGUGAAAUAGAAAACACAAGGUAACACAAGGCCGACGGCUGCUUUUGUAAAAACGUCCAGUUGCAAGCACAAACCUGACUUUCCAAAGCCCUGCUUCUAGACGGGAGUCAUAAAAAGUGUAAAUGUUCUAUCAGGGUAAACGUGAAGGAAACUCGUCGUUACACUCGAAGGUAGCACAAAUAUAAUGUCUGACUUUUCCACAUUUUGAGUUUGUAUACUCAGGUGAAAUUACCAGUAAUUCCAAAAAAAUUUAGCAAUACCUUGUAUUAUGAGUAGCUGACCGUGAGAUGUGAGAUUAACGAAUGCAGACCUGCCCCAUUGUGUUUAACUCACGACGAUGAAAGAUUUCUCCCUCUCUGUAACAACCCAGGCUAAAGCUUUCGUGAUUUUUUUUUCUUCUUCUUUCUAAGUCUGACUAUUCAAAUCAGUAGAACGUGACGCCUUUUCAGAACUUACAGACCUAGUUCAUUCAGUGUUUGUUUGGUAGAUUUUAGCUGCAGUAUAACAAAACCGUUCUGUCACCUGCCUAUUUUUGGUGACCCUUGGUGAUUCCUUAAAUGAAUGCUUUGUAGUUAGCCGUUUUCUUUAGUAUUUACAAAGCUGAAAGAUAACUACAAUAUCUUCUUUAUAUAUAUAUAUAUAUAUAUAUAUAUAUAUAUAUAUAUAUAUAUAUAUAUAUAUAUAUAUAUAUAUAUAUAUUACACGACAGUUCAUUCUCAGUUACACAGAUAUUAAGAGAAGUAAUAAUGGUGUGUAUGUUCAUUCAAGUGCCUAACGUGAAGGUAUGUUUACCUUCAGACAAAUAACUAUUAAGCCCAUCUUGUUAAAUAAUUAACUGUAAGGAGGCGGAUUGUUGUCUCUUUAAUCAUUUACUCAGUAGUCGGAGGUGUUGGAACGGAUUAAUAUGUCGCUUGAUUUCUCUCCGUAAGGAUCAUGCGUGAAAACUGAAGGAUUCUCAUGAGGUUGAGUUUGAUCUGUUACAAACAACUGGGGCUUAACAGUUUGUGAUUUUUGGAAAUCUAUAUAUUUUCCUUUUCUCUGUUGUGUUUUAGAUUUCAUUUUAAACAUGUACUUCUAUGCAUGCUAUCUUAGCAAAUAGGUCACAUCGCACUCGGGUGGCGUUCGGGGUUAAAACUUGAGAGGACGGCAGCAGCACAAAGACUACAUGGGUUUCCUACUUGAAGUAAAAAUGUUUUGCUUUCUGGGUUGUAAUACUUUUCUUGCCUUUGAUAAUCAAUGUAAAUACCAUGAAGCUGGCUUUGUAAAUAUAAAACUGCAAUACCUUUGUAUUGGCCAUUUUUGCUCUGUAUAUCUGAAAUAAAUAGACUCCACCCCA